Messenger RNA from Psylliodes chrysocephalus, 507 nucleotides. NCBI's taxonomy places the organism in Eukaryota, Metazoa, Arthropoda, Insecta, Coleoptera, Chrysomelidae. The record is from the annotation of a GenBank genome assembly.
AUGUCCUCUGGGUCGGAAAAUACAUUUUCCAAUUGCAUCAUAACUUGCACUAUUAUAGGAACGACUGGAAACUUGGAAAAAUCGUUUAGAAAUUAUUAUUCAGGGGUUUUAGGGGCUGCCGAACUCUAUUCUGGCAUUAUAAUUACCCGGGGGUGGCUCUGUGGGGGUGCGCGGGAGGUGAAUUGGGGAAGAAAUGGCAGCGUGCAUGAAAGUCGCUCCAAACUCGUUACGGGUUUUUGGGGAUGCCUAAUUCAAUUCUGGCAUUGGAAAUACCCGGGAGUGCACGAAGGUGACAACAUUUCUUGUUCUUGUCAAACCGACUGUGGCACGAGGUGCGGGUGCCGCCGAAAGGGGUUGGAGUGCUCACUUGCAUGCAAGCAUUGCGAUGGCAUUAAUUGUUCAAACCAAAAAGGCACCUCCAACGGGGCCAAGGAUACUGACGAAGAAGAAGAUGAGGGAGGGGGAGAAGAUAUAGAAGGGGAAGAAGAGUUUGAACAACAUGUUUAG